GGCUGGCUGUGUCGGUAAGUAACUAGCAGGGCGGCACAUAGCUGUAUCUCGAUGUCAUGUUUAACUGUCUGUUUUAGCCGUUAACUAACCAGCUAUAUCAGUCUGUCCGGACUACCGUCUUGCAAGCUAGCCCUAUUUAAUUUGAUUUAUUUAGCCAACGUAGAUCAUUUAGAAGGGCGGCUUGUGUCAGCCUCCUUAGCCAGCGUCACUUGCUCACUUACUGACUAACACUAGCUAGCAAGCUUUUUGUGCAGUUGCUAGCUGGCUAGCCAGUCGAUUCUAUAGUCUAUUUAGCAGAAAUGGAGUCUCACAGCUCGCAUCGGCAGGUCUCCAAGAAGAGGCGAAGGGAGGGAUCUAAUGCCGAGGCGGAGGAAGUCGAGCGGCCGGGGAAGGUUCCGCGCUGCACCGUGGGGGUGAAAGAUCCGGCGCCGUUCGCGGACCAGCUUGUGACGCCGGCCACGCCCUACCUGCGCGUCAGCAUGGAGGAGGCCCGUAAGGGAACCCCACUGGAACGGCCCGUUCGGGUGUAUGCAGACGGGAUCUUUGACGUCUUCCACUCGGGACACGCCCGCGCACUCAUGCAGGCCAAGCGCCUCUUCCCAAACACGCAUCUCAUAGUGGGCGUUUGCAGUGAUGAUCUGACGCACAAGUUCAAGGGCUUCACGGUCAUGAACGAGGACGAGCGCUACGACGCGGUCAGCCACUGCCGCUACGUCGACGAGGUCGUCCGCGACGCCCCCUGGACGCUCUCUCCCGAGUUCCUGGCCAAACACCGGAUCGACUUUGUCGCUCACGACGAUAUCCCAUACUCCUCUGCGGGGAGUGACGACGUCUAUAAGCACAUCAAGGACGCGGGCAUGUUUGCCCCCACCCAGCGGACAGAGGGCAUCUCCACCUCUGACAUCAUCACUCGCAUCGUCCGCGACUACGACUUGUACGUGCGUCGCAACCUGCAGCGAGGGUACACUGCCAAAGAGCUCAACGUUAGCUUCAUCAACGAGAAGAAGUACCACCUGCAGGAGCGCGUGGAUAAGGUGAAGCGGAAAGUCAAGGACGUGGAGGAGCUCUCCAAGGAGUUCGUGCAGAAGGUGGAGGAGAAGAGCAUCGACCUCAUCCAGAAGUGGGAGGAGAAGUCGCGCGAGUUCAUCGGCAACUUCCUGCAGAUGUUCGGCCCGGAGGGGGCGCUGAAACACAUGCUGAAAGAGGGGAGGGGCCGGAUGCUCCAAGCCAUCAGUCCCAGGCAGAGCCCCAACAGCAGCCCAACCCGGGAGCGCUCCCCGUCCCCCACCUUCCGCCUCCCGUUCUUCGCCCGGUCCCCCCCGUCCUCCCCCCCGCACCACGGCCAGGGGUACCCCAUCAGCGAGGACGACGAGGACGGAGAGGACUAGGGCUUUCCUCGCCUCCACCCGUCCCUAGCCCCCCCUCAACCAAUCAGGACCUCCCUGUCCACCCUCCUCAGCCAAUCAGCACCUCCCUCUCCUCUCCACCCCCCCUAAACCAAUCAACACCUCGCUCUCCGUUUCGCUUGUCUCGGUAGUCCCACUUCUCUCUAUCGUCUCUCCAUGUCAUUCUGCCCCCCCCCUCCCUCCCUCCCUCCCCCGCUCUUUGCGACACUGUAAAAAUGGCCAGCUCAGCUCAUAUAACUGGAGCGGCAGGAAUCCCUCAGGACGGCUGUGUUUUUAAUGGGGGGGGGGGGGUUUAUGGUGCCGCCUGUCUUUCCGGGAGGCGUGCCCACGCGCGCGGGCUACACCUGUCUCCAGGUACGCCGUGUCCUCGGGCCGCGCCACGCCUCCGAAUUAGGGCGCCAAGUCUGAGUCGCCCUCCGGUCGGCAUGUAGUGUCAGAGUGCCGUUUCUCCUCCCCUUUGUUCCAACACGCAACCCAGUGACAACACCGCACGCACACACACAGACACACACACACACCCACACUAUGAGGACAUACCGUCCACCUCUUUCUCUCUCUGACCACACCCUCUACACUCUCACCCCUUUCCCACAUCUCCCUCCCUCCCUCCAGAAAUAUCCAAUCAGGUAUUGUCCUCCUCUCGCAGACGGACUGUUCCAUUCUUGGAGGGGGGGGGAGUGCUCAUUGUUUGGCAACUGUGUGGGAACAUACCUAAGCCCGUUUUAAAUGUGCUAUGACUUAACCUCACGAUUUAGCCUUAACCACUGUACACAAUUUGGGCAUAGUUUUCCCUUCAGAACACAUGCGCGCAAGCACUCACGCACGCACACAGAGGGAUACCACUGUUUAUUCUGGAAUGCUCUGCAGCCCCACCCUUCCUCCUUUGAAUUCCCUGGUUCUGUAUUUCCACUGCUGGGGGAACAUCAUACCACGCCCCCCCCCCCCCCUUUACCACCAGUGACUGCCAGUGGCCUCCGGUUAGUGACAAAACAUUUGGGUGUUGGGUCACCUGUUCUUGGAUCAGUGUUUUUGCAGGCUGUGCCACGUGCACAACCCUCACCUUUCUUCUUUCUCUCAGUCUCUCGUUCAUCAGUCCCCAAAGCACAGAACACAACCAGUAUGAAGCCAUAACGUGGAGUGGAACGGUGUUGAAUGAUGCGGUUGUCAUUUUUUAUUACUGUAUUACUGUUAUUAAUAUGAGCACUACUUGGUUUUUUGUUUAAUUUUGGAAAUUGGCUGUACUAGGCACAGUGGUCCUGCUCCCUGCUGUGAUUGGCAGGUCGGAUUCCUUCCCAUCUUCCCAUUGGCAAACGGAGUCAAGGUCCCGUCCAAUCAUUUCUUCCAGUCUUGUGCUCCACUGUGAACGCUAGUACAUUUUUACUGGGUAUGACGGUCUCCAUAUUUUAAACACAUGUGAUUUUGUUUUAUUAUUAUUAUUGUUAUUAUUAUUAUUAUUAUUAAUAUUAAUAAUAAUAAAAAAAUUACAGCAUAAUGUAUAUUUACUAAUAUAGUUUAAAUUGCUUUUUUUUUAAAGUAUUGUUUCUGUCGUGAUGAGGUUUGACCAUCUACAUUUCACUCUUGGAGCAGUCGGAAUCCUCAAACCUUCACACCGAACUGAAACAUCCACCCCUGUACGCUUGUGAGGAAUUGCAAAUUACAACUUUUACAUUCACAACUUUAGCCAAAGUAAAAAAAAAAAACUUUUUGAAACUCCUAAACUGUGGUCAGUUUCGUUUUAAUUGCGGAAUACGAGUGCGUACGUCUGGGCUGACGGCUUCGAUGUCCUUCUGAAAUGUGUGCGUGGAAUUAAGGCCAGUUCUUUAUUCUUUUUUGCCAGUAUCAGUGUUCUGAACUGAGAAUUAAAAAAUGCAAACAAAA
Molecule: messenger RNA, 3284 nt
Organism: Anguilla rostrata (American eel)
Lineage: Eukaryota; Metazoa; Chordata; Actinopteri; Anguilliformes; Anguillidae
Product: choline-phosphate cytidylyltransferase A-like
Exons: 9
Coding region: 300-1388 (362 amino acids)
Biological process (GO): CDP-choline pathway
Cellular component (GO): endoplasmic reticulum
Molecular function (GO): choline-phosphate cytidylyltransferase activity; phosphatidylcholine binding
Source: RefSeq, a predicted model, not a curated record